UAAAUCAGGGGAGGAAAGAAAGUAGCGAGAAACCUAAUGAGGAAAUGAACAAGGACUUGAACAAGGAAUUAAUUCAAUUACUCGCAACAUAUAAGAAACAAAAUGCAGAGCUCAAAAAGGAACUGAAGCGACUGAAAUAUAGUCGAGGAGCAAGAGGAGGAGGCAGAGGAAGAGGCGGAGGAGAGGGUAGAGGAAGAGGAGGCAGAGGAAGAGGCGGAGGAAAAUGGGGCACUUAUGGCAAAAAUAAUCCGACUAUCAUUUUUCAAUAAAUAAAAACAAACAAAAAUA
This is a messenger RNA of Osmia lignaria (orchard mason bee), 288 nucleotides long. NCBI's taxonomy places the organism in Eukaryota, Metazoa, Arthropoda, Insecta, Hymenoptera, Megachilidae. The record is from RefSeq and is a predicted model, not a curated record.